Molecule: messenger RNA, 1145 nt
Organism: Propithecus coquereli (Coquerel's sifaka)
Lineage: Eukaryota; Metazoa; Chordata; Mammalia; Primates; Indriidae
Gene: LTC4S
Product: leukotriene C4 synthase
Exons: 3
Coding region: 585-1130 (181 amino acids)
Biological process (GO): leukotriene biosynthetic process
Cellular component (GO): endoplasmic reticulum; membrane; nuclear envelope
Molecular function (GO): leukotriene-C4 synthase activity; glutathione peroxidase activity; glutathione transferase activity
Source: RefSeq, a predicted model, not a curated record
ACUCCUGGGCCAGAUAUCUGUGUGGCUUGGGGACACCACUGCCCCACAGUGUGGGCUAGGACGAAGCACAGCCUCAGGCGGGGGCCCCGAAGUGGCAGAGCAGAAGGCGCACUUGACCACCAGCACUGUGCGGCCUGGCCACCCCUCGGCACUCGCGUACGUCUGUAGAUGGCCUGGCACCAAAGGCACCAGGGCCACAGGACUCACCGGCAGACAGGCGGACACAGCACUGGGGGGUGUGUGUGGCCCAGCGCAGAGAGGAGGGCCCUUGCUCCCACACAACCUUGAAGGCCGGCCCACCCCUGCGCCUACCCGUGUCGCAAGGGAAGCUGGCAGAGCCCUGGGGCCCUGGAGUGCAGCGGGGAGAGUUCCAGCUGCAACCACCCGGGAGCAGGAGAGAGGGGGUCUGUCGGAUUUAGGCCUGGGUCCAGAAUGCCUGAACAGAGGAACUGAGGCAGGACCCCACGUCACAGUUUGGAGGCACAGGGACCCAAGUUUGAGAGACUUUGGCCUGGGUCCCUUCUGGUGGGCUCUGUAGGUGGGUGACCAGGGACCACAGGGUGGUGUUUCCUGCACCCUGAGCGAUGCAGCCAGUGCUGUCUUUAGGCAGGGGUGGCGCUUCCUGGCCAGGGACUCCGGAGCUGAGGCCUAUGUCUGGAGAGCAGGAGCCGCCUAUUUGCCUGUGUUUUUCAAGUCAAAUGAUUCCGGGGCAAAGUCUCACGUGGCCCUUCCUGCGGCAGGUGUCCCUGUGGCUGUGUCGCCCUCCCCCCCACACUCCCAGGGUGGCCAGGGUGGGACAGGGCCUCUCUCACCCCCAGCCUCAGCCCUGCCCCCCCACGUCGAGCGCCCGAGGGGAGUCUCCACCCCUGCGCGGGAGCUGGAGGGCGAAGCCGGAGGAGGGAAAGUGCAGGGCCAGCAUGGAAAGGCCCCGCGGGCUGACUCCCCCUCCGCCGCAGCCUACUUCUCCCUGCAGGGUGAACUGCAGCGAGUACUUCCCGUUGUUCCUCGCCACGCUCUGGGUCGCCGGCAUCUUCUUUCACGAAGGGGCGGCGGCCCUGUGCGGCCUGGCCUACCUGUUCGCGCGCCUCCGCUACUUCCAGGGCUACGCGCGCUCGGCGCAGCUCAGGUGAGCACCGGGGCGGGGC